AUGUUAGAUUUAUUAACAAACGUUAAAUAUUUAUUAAAAUUAGAACAAAUAUGCAUUGAUAAUAACGUGUUUCGUUUACAUUAUAAAGCAACAGCAUUUCUGUUGGCAAUAUGUUCAAUUAUAAUAACAUCAAAACAAUAUAUAGGAGAUCCAAUAAAUUGUAUUUUAGAUUCAAAUAUUGACAAAGAAGCCAUUAAUAUUUAUUGUUGGAUAUUUUCAACGUUCACAUUGGGAAACAAACAAUUCAAUCGUAAUAAUAAUAAUAAUAAUAAUAAUAAUAACGGUUUGUCGACGCGUCAAGAAGAACCGUAUCCAGGAGUUGGAAACGAAAACAAGGAUUCGGAAAUAAUCCAUCAAAAAUAUUAUCAAUGGGUUUGUUUUAUUCUUGCCAUACAAGCCGCCAUGUUUAUAUUUCCUCAUUGUUUAUGGAGAGUUUGGGAAGGUGGAAGAAUUAAAAUGCUCGUCGCUAACUUAUGUGCGCCGAUGACGGAAAAUUGGACGGAACAAAGAAAAGAACAAACGGUUAAUUACCUAUCAAAUUCCGGUUUAAACAAUUUAAAUUUAUACGCUUUGCAAUUUUUAUUUUGCGAAUUUUUAAACGUCGUCAACAUAUUCCUACACAUAAUCAUAUGGAAUCAAGUUUUCAAUAAGAAAUUUUUAACUUUCGGCACUGACGUCAUACAAUACGCAAGUUCAAAUGGUAAAACCCUAACCCACGAUCCCGUCACGGCACUUUUCCCGAAAAUAACAAAAUGUAAUUUUCAUUAUUACGGACCCUCGGGUUCCCUACAGCAAAUCGAUGCCGUUUGCGUUCUACCCCUAAACAUAGUCAAUCAAAAAAUGUUUUUAUUCCUUUGGUUUUGGUUUUUUUUUCUCGCCGUCAUAACCGUCGUAGGAUUUUUUUACGAUAUUUUUCUAUUCCGACAGAAAUGCAUGAGAACGUACGUUUUACAAGCUCAGGCUAGAUCCGUUCCGCGGGGUCACAUAACGACCAUCGUGAGAAAAGGAACUUUGGGUCAUUGGUUUCUAUUGCAUCAAUUGGGAAGAAAUAUGAAUCCUUUCGUUUUCGAAGAUUUAUUAAUAGAAUUAUCUAAAACUCUUGAUAAUUCUAAAACUAAAUUAAAAGACAACAACAAUCCCAAAAAGAAAAUGAGCGAGGGAGAAAAUGAGCGAGGGAGAAAAUGA
Pediculus humanus corporis (human body louse) is the source of this 1185-nucleotide messenger RNA. Its product is annotated as Innexin inx2, putative. The transcript has 4 exons. Gene Ontology annotation, cellular component: gap junction; plasma membrane. Bases 1 to 1185 code for a protein of 394 amino acids. NCBI's taxonomy places the organism in Eukaryota, Metazoa, Arthropoda, Insecta, Psocodea, Pediculidae. Gene Ontology annotation, biological process: phototransduction. Gene Ontology annotation, molecular function: gap junction channel activity. The record is from RefSeq and is a predicted model, not a curated record.